CCGCCCUGUUCUUACGCAGCCCUGUUUUAUGAGGGAAAAUGUAUCGUCUCAGCCAGCAGUUUAUUUCCGAGAUCGCCUUCAAUUCCUUUCUAUCCGCCGUGCCACGGGAAUAUUUACAUUUUACGAGACAACAUAGUAAAAGCUGGUCGUGUAUUGGCUGAUUUUUGAUCAAACUUUACAUUUAUCUGCACGAAAAUGCCGAGAACCAAGAAGAAGAAUGGCAGGGGGGGGCCACAUGGAAAUGUGCAUCCUUUCAGUGAUGAGGAUGCCUCCAUUGAGACCCUCAGUCAUUGCAGCAGCUACAGUGACACCGCCAGUGUCGCAGAUGAAGGUGGAGAGGCCAGUGAGGACACUGCUCAGGAGGAUUUCCAGUACAAGCUGAAGGGCUUCAUAGACAGCACCGUUGAUAAGAGCGCUAAGACCAGACAAGGGGCACUGGAUGGGCUUAAGACGGCAAUGGCCACACGGAUCCUGUAUGAAUUCAUCUCUGAGAGAAGGAUGACCGUCACAGACAGCAUUGAACGCUGCCUUAAGAAAGGCAAAGGCGAGGAGCAGCGAGCAGCAGCUUCUUUAGCCUGCCUGCUGUGUAUCCAGCUGGGCCCGGGCAUCGAGAGUGAAGAGGUGUUCAAGACCCUGAAACCCAUCUUCAAAAACAUCCUGGCAGAUGGAUCAGCCAAUAUUCAAGCCCGACAGGCUGUUGCGACAAGUCUGGGCCUCUGUACUUUGGUUGCAGAAGAUGAUAUUUUGGACGUGCACGCUAGCAUGGAGUGCUUUGAGAACCUGUUCACCCGGUCCUAUGCGAGGAUGGAUGGUACCUGUCCUCUGAUCAGUCCCCAGGUGAGCCAGCUCCACACCAACGCCUUGCUGUCCUGGGCACUGCUGGUCACUAUAUGCACCGCCAACCAGCUCAAAGACAUCCUGCACAAACAUCUGCCUAAAUUGCCAAGAUUGCUGGAAAGCGACGAUGUCAACAUGAGAAUUGCUGCAGGGGAGACGAUUGCUUUGCUCUUUGAGUUGGCCAGAGACCUGGACUCGGAGUUUGAGUUUGAGGACUGGGAGCAGCUUUGUGAUAAACUGAACCAGCUGGCCACGGACUGUAACAAGCACAGAGCCAAGACCGACAAGAGGAAGCAGCGGUCGGUGUUCAGAGACGUACUCAAGGCUGUUGAGGAGGGGGACUUCCAGUCUGAGGCCAUUCGCUUUGGGACGGAGCGCAUGACCAUCGACAGCUGGGUCCGAAAGAGGACGUAUGAUGCCUUCAGAGAGUUUGUGGGCUCUGGUAUGAACUACCACUUACAGGCAAAUGAAUUUAUCCGCGAUGUGUUCGAACUGGGUCCGCCUAUGUUGGUUGAUUCCGCCACAAUGAAGGCCAUGAAAAUCCCUCGCUUUGAAAGGCAUCUUCACAACUCUGCUGCGUUCAAGGCUCGGACCAAGGCUAGAAGCAAGUUCAGGGACAAAAGAGUGGAUGUUGGAGAGUUUUAACUAUAUAUAUAUAUAUAUAUUUUUUUUUUCCCUCACUCUAACUCCCUAUUUAUCAGGCUUUCCUGCUUUUUUUUUUUAGAACGAUUGUCACAACCUUGUCUUGGUGAUUCUCCCUAGUCUUUUUGAGUAUGAACCCUCGCCCUGUGCAGACCUCAACGGGCCUCCUCACAGACGCUCUGUCGUGGGCAUAACAUCCACCGAGGGUUUGAUGAUUAAUAGAUAGAUAAUAUAAAUGUAUCCACACGUCAACAGUGGCGUUGUACAUAUAGUGUAUUUGUUUGCUGCUAAUGUCAAUAUUCAUAAUGCAGCCUCUUUGUUUCUUUUAAAUUAUAUCAUUUCGUCAGCAUUUAUCUUACACCAUUAAUGUUGUAGCGAUGUUGACGCAUGCUGUUGCUGAUCUAACCCCUUAAUGAAUUUCUAUUGUGUUACUACCAUUAUUACCUUGAGCAAUUUACUUCUGUAGAACCUCUUCUAUUAAUAUUGUGACGUCUUUUUUAGUUUUGGGUAUUGUCAAAAAGGUGAUGGUGAAAUAAAAUAAGUGUAAGAACUGGA
Pungitius pungitius (ninespine stickleback) is the source of this 2034-nucleotide messenger RNA. It is a transcript of the gene ifrd1, whose product is annotated as interferon-related developmental regulator 1. The coding region runs from base 196 to 1482 and encodes 428 amino acids. The transcript is spliced from 12 exons. The record is from RefSeq and is a predicted model, not a curated record. Lineage: Eukaryota; Metazoa; Chordata; Actinopteri; Perciformes; Gasterosteidae. Gene Ontology annotation, cellular component: nucleus.